Varanus komodoensis (Komodo dragon) is the source of this 4025-nucleotide messenger RNA. RefSeq names its product PAX3 and PAX7 binding protein 1 (gene PAXBP1). NCBI's taxonomy places the organism in Eukaryota, Metazoa, Chordata, Lepidosauria, Squamata, Varanidae. Gene Ontology annotation, molecular function: DNA binding. Bases 124 to 3015 code for a protein of 963 amino acids. Gene Ontology annotation, biological process: positive regulation of transcription by RNA polymerase II; mRNA splicing, via spliceosome. The record is from RefSeq and is a predicted model, not a curated record. Gene Ontology annotation, cellular component: nucleus. The transcript has 18 exons.
GCCCCUGGCUUGCGUCGUUGCCGAGAUUGUACUGCAGCUACGGGGAGCGAGUGGCGAGCUGCCGCAGUCCCUCGCUCUUUCUCUGAACCUUCCCGCGACCGGAGGCGUUUGGGCUGAGGCGGAAUGUUCCGCAAGGCGCGGCGCGUGAACGUGCGGAAGCGGAACGACUCGGAGGAGGACGACGAAGAACGGGAAGAGGAGUCGUUGCCGCCGGCGUCCCAGGCACCACUACCGUCAGGCGGGGAUGGGCCUGCAGGAGAGGCCGAUCUGCCAGCACCGAAGCCCCCGCUCCUGCCGCUUCCGAUGGGCUGCGUUCCCCUCGUCUCUCCCGGCGGCGGCGGCGGCUAUGUUUUUGGCACUGCGGAGGCCAUUGGCCGGGGAAGCAGCGGCUUGACGGCCCCGCAUCUACAGCCUCCUCUCCCGCCGCCGCCGCCGCCUUUUCUUAUUCCGCCGCCGCCGUCGCAGCAGCCGCCGCUGGGAAACAACGGGCUCGUGUCGGCGGCUUCGAAGGCGAAAGAACGGAAGAACAAAAACCGAGAGUCGGCGCCAGCGCCAGCACCGCCACGCAGGAGCCUCAAACUCCUCAGCUUCCAAGAUGAAGAGGAGGAAACUGAAGAAGUUUUUAAAGUGAAGAAAUCAAGUUACAGCAAAAAGAUAGUAAAGCUGCUUAAGAAAGAAUACAAAGAAGAAAAAUCCAAGACAAAACCAGAAACUAAUUCUUCAGCAGAAGCUGAACAGCCUUCAGACAAAAUGGGACAGUUUAAAGAUGUAAUACAAGAAGAUGGGGCUGCAAAUAGUGAACAAGGAGAAGAAGAGAUGGAAGUUGAAAGUGAGAAGGAAGAAGAAAAACCAAAAGCUGCAGGAGCAUUUUCAAAUGCUUUGUCAUCUCUGAAUGUUCUGCGUCCAGGAGAAAUCCCAGAUGCAGCUUUUAUUCAUGCUGCAAGGAAAAAGCGCCAAAUGGCUCGUGAGCUUGGGGACUUUAUACCCCUUGACAAUGAUCCUGGGAAAGGACGUCUUGUUCGAGAAGAUGAAAAUGAUGCCAGUGAUGAUGAAGAUGAUGAUGAGAAGCGAAGAAUUGUUUUUUCAGUGAAAGAGAAGUCCCAAAGACAAAAGAUUGCAGAGGAAAUAGGUAUUGAGGGAAGUGAUGAUGAAGCUUUAAUUGCUGGGGAACAGGAUGAAGAACUCAGUCGAUGGGAACAAGAACAGAUACGUAAAGGCAUUAAUAUACCUCAGGUUCAAGCAAGUCAGCCAGCUGAAAUGAAUAACCUGUAUUACCAGAAUACUUACCAGACAAUGCCUUAUGGUUCAUCUUAUGGCAUUCCUUACACAUAUGCUGCUUAUGGAUCAUCAGAGACAAAGUCUCAAAAAACAGAUAACACAAUACCUUUCAAAACUCCCAGUAAUGAGAUGACUCCUGUUACUAUUGAUUUGGUAAAGAAACAGCUUAAAGAAAGGUUGGACUCAAUGAAAGAAUUUCACAAAGCAAAUCAAGAACAACACGAGAAGCAUCAGCAAAGCCGUGAUGAUUCUACAAAGACUAUUGAAAGAUUGGAAGGGUCUUCUGGAGAUGUUGGUGAACGGUAUAAAUUUCUGCAAGAAAUGCGAGGGUAUGUCCAAGACUUGCUUGAGUGUUUCAAUGAAAAGGUGCUCCUGAUUAAUGAACUCGAAUCAGCAAUGCAUCAGCUGUACAAACAGCGAGCUUCCCGCCUUGUCCAAAGACGACAAGAUGAUAUUAAAGAUGAAUCUUCGGAGUUUUCAAGCCAUUCAAGUAAAGCACUGAUGGCACCAAACCUUGAUUCUUUUGGACGAGACAGAACACUAUACCAGGAACAUGUAAAAAGACGGACUGCAGAAAGGGAAGCUAGAAGAGCGCGUCGUAGACUUGCUCGAGAGCAAGCUGGAAAGAUGGCUGAUCACCUUGAAGGCCUUUCUAGUGAUGAUGAAGAAACCUCAACAGAUACUACAAACUUCAAUAUGGAACAAGAUCGCAUUUUGAAGGAGUCCAGCAAAGUUUUUGAAGAUGUGUUAGAAAACUUUUCUUCCAUUGACUACAUCAAGUCACAAUUUGAAACGUGGCGCUCUAAAUAUUUAUCUUCUUACAAGGAUGCUUACAUUGGCCUUUGUUUACCCAAGCUGUUAAAUCCUUUAAUAAGACUUCAGUUACUUACUUGGAACCCUUUGGAGGACAAGUGCCAAGAUUUUGAGAGUAUGUUAUGGUUUGAAUCCUUGCUAUUUUAUGGAUGUGAAGAAUAUGAUCAAGAAAAAGAUGAUGCUGACGUUUCACUGUUGCCAACUAUUGUGGAAAAAGUAGUUCUACCUAAAUUAACAGUGCUUGCUGAAAAUGUAUGGGACCCUUUUUCUACAACACAGACUUCUAGGAUGGUAGCUAUUACCCAGAAAUUAAUAAAUGGCUAUCCCUCUGUGGUACAUGCAGAAAACAAAAACACACAGACAUUACUGAAAGCUCUUUUGCUUAGAAUGAGGAGAACACUAGAUGAUGAUGUAUUCAUGCCACUUUAUCCCAAAAGUGUUUUAGAAAACAAGAACUCUGGUCCUUAUUUGUUUUUCCAACGGCAGUUUUGGUCUUCUGUUAAGUUGCUUGGAAACUUUCUCCAGUGGCAUGGAAUUCUUUCUAACAAAACACUACAAGAGUUAUCAAUAGAUGGCUUGCUAAAUAGAUACAUUCUCAUGGCUUUCCAGAAUUCUGAGUAUGGAGAUGACAGCAUUAAGAAAGCUCAAAGUGUAAUCAGCUGCUUUCCUAAACAGUGGUUCAUUCACCUUAAAGGAAAUAAGACAAUAUCACAUUUAGAAAACCUUUGUAGAUACCUUGUUCAUCUUGCUGAUACAAUAUACAGAAAUAGCAUUGGAAGUUCUGAUGUAGAAAAAAGAAAUGCGAGGGAGCAUAUAAAACAGAUAAUAAAACUUCUAUCAAGUAUUCGAGCACUGGACCAUGCUGUAACAGUGGCAAAUGAUCACAAUGUGAAAGAGUUAAAAAUUUUAAGUGAAGGGAAGUAAUUACUUUUCAGUUAAUUCUGGAAUUUAAAAAUCAUUCCUGAAAUGUAAUUUUGUACAUAUGUAAAGUUUUCUUAAAUUGUAAACGAUUGUUUUUAAUACAAAGUGCAUUCUUAUAUACAGCAUCCAUAAUAGUAUUGAUGUCGUUAAGAACAUUAAAAGACCAGGAAAAAUUUUCACUUGCAUCUUGUUUACAAAAAAACUUUUAUGCCCCAUGGUAUCCAUCUGUUAACUGUCCACUAGUUAAAAUGAAUUUUUGUACCAUAAAAUUCAUUACCAUAUUAAAUGAAAUAUUUAUAGGCCCAUAGUUAAGUGUUUGAAAUAAGAGUCUCUUUCAGAGUAAGAUUUUCGGUUGCUGGAAUUUGGUGAUAAAAUUGGUCAGAAAAAUUAAUAUGGUAUGACCCCCAGGAAGAGUAAAUAAAUUUUCAAAACAUAAGCCAGUGUUUGUGACAAAAGUAUAGAAAAGUUAACAGUUACAUUCAGAUGUUACUUUCUUUUUUAAAAAUUCAGGAAAAGCAGCAUGCAGUUGCUUGUUCUUAAUGGUAAUGUGCAACUUCAGUUACCCAAGAUAAAUUUUCAGGGGAAAAUAUAUCAGUCAUGCAAACUGGAUUCUUGUUUAGGAGAAACACUGCUUUCAUUAUAUAUUUUCUAUCAUUCAAUCUUAUGGGAAAUAGAUGUUCUCAUAACAUGUUAAUUCAGAAGUACUAAAGCCCCCACUUGCCAAGCAUACAUAACUAAUGUUCGCACUUUGGAAUAUUCCAAAACUUUUACUUGAACUGCCUAAUUUAAAUAAAGAAUAAGCCUUUUAGUUGUCAGGGUUAUGGCUUGCCACUACUGAGUCUGAAUUUUGAGGAACAUUGUCACUGUUGUAGGUAACUUGCUUAUCUUCAAGUGUAGUCCUUUAUACUUGAGAAAAGUAGAAAGUAAAUACUGAAUAAUGUUGGAUCAUUGUGCUAUAUGAUGCUCCUGUCAUGUGAUGUAAAGAAAAUAUUAAAUGUACAGACUGUCUUUUA